Molecule: messenger RNA, 1342 nt
Organism: Paramecium tetraurelia
Lineage: Eukaryota; Ciliophora; Oligohymenophorea; Peniculida; Parameciidae
Exons: 6
Cellular component (GO): cytosol; membrane; intracellular membrane-bounded organelle
Molecular function (GO): sterol binding
Source: RefSeq, a predicted model, not a curated record
UCAUCAAAAAAUGCUUAGUUGGUUCAAAAAAAAGAAGCCCGAAACUACUUAACAGCAAUAAGAAGAGAAAGAUGAGAGUGACUUUGUUGAGGAUGAUACAUAAGUUGUUACUAAUGAGGAUAAAGAAUUGGAGGAAAAAGGAUUCGAUCCAAUAGCACAAGUCUAAGAAUAGGACAAGGAAAAUGAAGGAAUCGCUGAUCCUGAUAAAUUGGAAUAUGUUGGUUAUCAUGAUAUCUCAGGAGAUGAAAUACUUUAAUUAGUGCUCAACUUUAAAAACUAUCCAAAUGAUGAGGAAAUUCGUCAUGUUGAAGGAUAUGAAAAAGGAGGAAGAAUCUGUGCUGACAAAAAAGUAGUAAGCAAGGCUAGAAGUGUUGGAAAAGAAAUGGUAAAACAAAUAGGUAAGAAAAUCUUAUCAGGAUCUUUGAAUCUUACAAAAGUGAGUUUCCCUAUUAGAGUCAUGAUUCCCAAGACCGCCUUGGAAACUGCUGUUCAUGGAACAUCCAUAUUUCCCUUAUACAUUACAAAGGCAACAAUGACUCCAGAUUUUUUAGAGAGAUUCAAAUUAGUUAUCACAGCAACAUUAUCCUCCUUUUUUUGGACCAAUACAUUUUUGAAACCGCUUAAUCCAAUAUUGGGUGAAACUUUGCAAGCAUCAUAUAAUGAUGGAACACAAGUAUAUUGUGAAUAAAUUAUGCAUCACCCUCCUGUAAGUUACUUUUUAGUCUAUGGACCAAACAAGAAGUACAAGUAUUAUGGAUAUUAUUUGGUUGAAGGAAGAGCAGGCUUAAACUCCGUGACAAUUAUUAAUAAAGGAAAAAGAUCCAUUGAGUUCACUGACGGAUAAAAGAUCGAUUUUGAUUUCCCUAAUGAACUCUAUAGUGGAACCUUCUUUGGCUAACUUAGAUAAGAAUCAAUCAACAAAAUUACAUUCCAAGAUAAAGCUAAUGGAUUAUAGUGUAUUAUCGAUAUUGGAAAAGUUAAAAAGAAAACUUCGGAUUUCUUCUAAGCUGAUAUCACAUGCAAAGGGUAAAAGGUUUCAUAAGUAUAUGGUACAUACAUAGGAUUCAUAAACUUUGACAAUGUGAGAUAUUGGGAUUACAGAUAUGUAAUCCCAUUCAAGAUUAAGAUGGAUAAAUAACCACUUGAAAGUGAUCAUAAGAACAGAUCUGAUUUACAAUCAUUGAAAGCAGGAGAUAUUCCUAUGGCUUAAACAAAUAAGGAAAUUUUAGAAAACUUAUAAAGAAAUGACAGAAAACUUAGAGAGUCAUACGAAAAAUAAAAGAAAUCCAAAAAGUGAAUUCAAAGUUAGUGUUAAAAUAUAAUAAUAAAAUUAAAUUGAUUA